Messenger RNA from Panicum hallii, 2507 nucleotides. Its product is annotated as rop guanine nucleotide exchange factor 14. Gene Ontology annotation, molecular function: guanyl-nucleotide exchange factor activity. The transcript has 7 exons. The record is from RefSeq and is a predicted model, not a curated record. NCBI's taxonomy places the organism in Eukaryota, Viridiplantae, Streptophyta, Magnoliopsida, Poales, Poaceae. The coding region runs from base 748 to 2370 and encodes 540 amino acids.
CACGUCCUCCGCUCCCCUACACAGUCCACGCCCUGUUGCUGUUGCCUCGCCUGCUCUGCUCCUCCGCCGCCCCGUUCAAAAUUCAAACGCCUCCGCACGGCCGCCGAGCCCCCCCGUCCGUCACUGCUGGUUCGUGGCUGCGGGGGGUACGUCAGGGUCACCGGCCCGGCGCUCAUUACUCGCGUCCGGACGGGCGGGCGGGGCUGCUACGGCCGGCCACCGCUGGUUCGGCGUCGCCUUAUCGUCAGGACACCAUCAUUAGCCGCAUCUAAUCGCGAGAUUAACCCUCCACCCUCUUUUUCCUUUGAUGGCCUAAUCAUUAGCGCCCCAAAAGCCGCGCUGCGAGGAUCCUGGUGCUUCGUGUGGUUGGGUGCUCGUCGGAACUCGGGGUGCAGCGUGGCGUGGUGGCGUGCGUGGGCGUCCCGUCGCGGUGGUUCUUUUCCGCGGGUGGGCCGGCGGGCGGUCGCCAUGUACGCCGCCCCGUGAUUAUGGCGAGCCGGAAUACCAGUAGACAGGGGUGUGGGUGCUAUCGUUGCGAGAUCGCGGCGCAUUUAAUUUUUCCUCAGCAGUUUGCGGUCUGACGACCGGCCUCUGCUCCCCAUUCAAACCCUGAUGCUGUGGUGGGGUUCCGUUUCCUUCUUCUGUUUCAGUUACUACUGGUGCUGCGCCAGGCGGUGGUGGUGGUGGUAACGCGGCGCGGUUGGGGAGGAGGAGGAGGAGGAGGAUCGGUGGAGGAGGAGGGCGGAGAUGAGGAUGAAGACGCUGGGGUGCUGCCGGCGGCGGCCGCAGGACUUCAGCAUCGACAUGGACCAGGAGCCCGACAGGGUGAUGACAUAUAAUGGCCUUGAGACCUGCAUUAUCAAUAGUUCCGCCUAUGACGAUGAUAGUGGCAUUAGCGCAACAACAGGUGGAGAUGGUUGUGUCACCAAUGAUUCCCUUGAUGAUGAAGUCUCAAGUUGCUCCAGUAAAGAUGCUUCUGGUUCUUCCUUCUCUUCCCACAGCCUUAGCAAGCAGGAUGAGCAUUCUCUUGAUGAGUUGGGUACACCCAUCGCAGUUCAUCUACUCCCUUUCAAAGGGAAGAAACCAAUCACAUAUACCUUGAGUGCUUCAGAUAUUGAAAACAUGAAGGAAAAAUUUUCAAAGCUAUUGCUCGGUGAUGACACUUCUGGAGGAGCUAGGGGUGUUUGUACUGCUCUGGCCUUGUCCAAUGGCAUAAUCAAUCUCUCAGCAACUGUUUUUGGAGAACUCUGGAAGCUGGAACCAUUGUGUGAAGAGAAAAAGAUCAGAUGGAGAAAAGAAAUGGACUGGUUACUGUCUCCUACAACUUACAUGGUGGAGUUGGUUCCGACGAAGCAAAGUGGGGCAGAUGGAUGCACAUUUGAGAUUAUGACUCCGAAGGCCCGUUCAGAUGUUCAUGUGAACCUUCCUGCUCUUCAGAAGCUUGAUGCGAUGCUCAUUGAAGUGAUGGACUCAAUGAUAGAUACAGAGUUCUGGUACGAGGAGAGUGGCAGUAGAGCUGAUGGGCGGGGAAAAAUAACUUUUCCAAGGAAGAGUAAAAAGUGGUGGCUCCCAUCUCCUCGUGUCCCUGAGCAAGGGCUAUCUCAAUUUCAGCGAAAAAGGCUUGUUUUUCAGGCUAAGCUUGUUCAUCAGAUCCUCAAAGCUGCAAAAUCCAUCAACGAACAAGUCCUAUUCCAUAUGCCUAUUCCUGCAGCUGUUAUGGAUGCCCUCCCAAAGUCUGGGAGAGCUAGCUUGGGCGAAGAUUUGUAUCAAGCUAUAACCACGGAGUAUAUUCCUAUAGAGGAAAUCUUUGUUUCGCUCAGUUUGAAAACUGAGCACAGCGUGCUUGAGACUAUAAACCGGUUGGAGGGCGCAGUGUUUGCAUGGAACCAAAGGAUUUUAGAGGAAAAAAGCAAGAGGUCCCCAGGACGGCAUUCCUGGAACUUCAUGAAGGACAGUUCGUCAGAACUCGACAAGAUGUCUGCGUGCAUCGAAAGGGCUGACACUCUUGUGCAGCUUCUGAAAUCCAGAUUUCCCAACCUUCCUCCAACGUUUAUAGAUGUUUUGAAGGUCCAAUACAACGUGGACGUGGGUCAUGCCAUUGUGGAGGCUUACUCUAGGGUCCUUGUCGGGGUCGCAUUCAGCAUACUGUCCCGGGUGGCGGAGAUACUUCUGGAGGACGACCUGGUGAAGAAGCCCAACACCCCGAUGGCGACGCUGAAGUUCGACCUCUCCUCCGACGUGUACCUGGCAGGCAUCACGGAGACGCCGCCGGGCCGCAUCCGGCGGUCCCUCAUGGACCAGAUCAGCAUGGUCGACGGCCGCCUCGACGCCGUCGUCAGGAAGAAAGGGGUGAAGCAGCUGCGGUGGUGAGGGUGCGGCCGCGCCCGCGCCCGGCCGUUGUGAAUCUUUUGGCGAUGUGUACAGGGUGGCGAUGCGGCGGGGCCCAGUUGUCCGCCCCGCAAGGUACCUUACUGAUAGCGUAAUGCGACGUGUUUCGCGACCGAUGA